Molecule: messenger RNA, 2774 nt
Organism: Poecilia latipinna (sailfin molly)
Lineage: Eukaryota; Metazoa; Chordata; Actinopteri; Cyprinodontiformes; Poeciliidae
Gene: snf8
Product: SNF8 subunit of ESCRT-II
Exons: 8
Coding region: 190-966 (258 amino acids)
Biological process (GO): protein transport to vacuole involved in ubiquitin-dependent protein catabolic process via the multivesicular body sorting pathway
Cellular component (GO): ESCRT II complex
Source: RefSeq, a predicted model, not a curated record
UUCCGGUAGCGGCUCGCCAGGCCAGCGGAAGUGAAAGUAACAGGUUUCCGGUGGAGCUUCACUCUAUGGUCUGCAUUUAGACCUUCGUUAUUGUUUACUAUGGAAUAAAACAUAUCUGCACUGUUCGUGUGGUGAAAUUAACCGACGUUCGGGUCGUUAUAUAGAAUAUUUGGUCCAAAUCUCGACAAAAUGCAUCGCAGAGGUGUUGGUGCUGGGGCGAUAGCUAAAAAGAAGCUAGCAGAGGCCAAAUACAAAGAAAGAGGAACUGUACUUGCAGAGGACCAGAUAGUUCAGAUGUCAAAACAGUUGGAAACGUUCAAAUCCAACCUGGAGGAGUUUGCCAGCAAGCACAAACAAGAGAUCCGUAAGAACCCCCAGUUCAGGGUCCAGUUUCAGGAGAUGUGUGCCACCAUUGGCGUUGACCCGCUAGCUUCUGGUAAAGGCUUUUGGUCCGAGAUGCUCGGUGUGGGAGAUUUCUACUACGAGCUGGGCGUACAGAUCAUCGAAGUGUGUCUCGCCCUGAAACACAGAAACGGAGGACUCAUUACUCUGGACGAGCUCCACCAGAGGGUGCUGAAGGGUCGGGGUAAAUAUGCUCAGGACGUGAGCCAAGACGACUUGGUCAGAGCCAUAAAGAAACUGAAGGUGAUGGGAAACGGUUUUGGGAUGAUUCCAGUUGGCGGCUCUUACCUAGUCCAGUCAGUCCCAGCAGAACUGAACAUGGAUCACACUGUCGUUUUACAGCUUGCGGAGAAAAAAGGAUACGUCACUGUAAGCGAGAUCAAAGGCAGCCUGAAAUGGGAGAAGGAACGGGCGUGUCACGUGCUGGAUCAUCUGCUGAAAGAAGGCUUGGCCUGGCUGGACUCUCAAGCAGCCGGGGAGGCUCAGUACUGGCUGCCAGCGCUCUUCUCCGAGCUGACCUCUCGUGAUGUCACGCCCGAGGAGGCCAAUCAGAUGACGCCUUAAGGAGAUUUGUGGGUGGAUUGUUAUAUUGUGACUGGUGGAGGCGUUCCCUGACGUGCUGCUAGAAAGGGCGGGUUCUCCGCCUGGAGCUGACGGACGGACGGACGGACGGACGGACGUCACGUCGAGCAUCAGACUCGAGAAGGCGUCGGUUUUUCCCUUUCACGGAUACAGAAGUAUUCACACACCUUGAACCUUCUCGCAUUUGUGACAUUACAGUCGGUGUAUUUUAUAGGAACUCUACAUGAAGGGGAAGAAAGAUUGUACGUGCUUUUUUUUUUUUUUUACAAAUAAAAAUCUAAAAAAAUGUGCUGUGUUUAGUAUUUAGCCCCCCUGGCUCAACACUAAGAGCUGUAAUUACACCUGCAGCUCUGAGGAGAAUAAGAUUUUUGCCAGUUUUCUUGCCUCAAGCUCUGUCAGAUGGGACGGAGGGUAUCUCUGAAAAACAAUUUCAAAAUCCCAAUUUCAACAUUCUCAAUUGGAUUGAUUUCUGGACUUUAACUGGACCGGUCUAGCACAUGACUAUGCUUUCAUCUAAACCAGGAAAGAGCCGUUGUUGUACUUUAAGACUUGCCUACAGCUGCAAAACCUACAUCCAUCUUUAACACGUUAAUGAAACAUGGAGAAAUAAUUAAAUUUAAAUGACUAAAUAAUGCACACCAUCUCCAGCAUUAUUAUAGCUCCAUCCUUUUUCCCCAUUAACCUGCUCUCUCCCCAUAGCAUGACGCCGCCAUCACCAUGUUUCACCUUCUGGGUGUUCAGGAAGCGGUGAGACGAUGUGGAAAAGUUCAAGGGAAGGGGUGUGAAUACUUUUUCUUCACGUGAUUGAAUGGGAAAUUCAGUGUAAUCUUGGUGGAGGGUUUUUUUUUUUUUUAAUGACUGGAUAAUUUCUCUGUGUGCUAAACAUGUAAAUGUUAAAAAUUUCUUGUAUAAAAAAAAUCUUUUUAAAGAAAAAAGGUUUACACCAGAUUUGUUGUACGUGCUUUUAUUACGCAGCAAAACCAGCAGAAAGUAUUAACAGUGAUGCACACUUCUCAUCGGUUACCCUCAUUCUCACCCAGGAUACGCUUGAAAUUCAUCAGAUAAUAUUAAAUAGGCUCUGAUCUCAGUAUGGCAGACCAGGAUUUAUGUUAUAAUGUGAAAGGUGCAAAGCUUUGGUAAAUAUAAUAACCUCUAAAUGCUGUUUAAACCCUAAUCGUUUGCUGUAACAGCCCUGCUCCCAAAGAGUCCCCACAGGUUUUUCAGCUUGAAACUUUUUAAGGCUUUUUUUAAAAAAAAAAAAAAGAUUUUUGGUUGGUUGGAUUUUCUAAAUUGUAUUUUUUGUGUAAGAGAAAGCUCAAACAAAAGCACUUGAGGUUCUCAAUGACUCUACUGAAUAAUGACAAUCAUACUAACUGAUACAUUUCAGCGAUAAUUAAGACCAAACAAAGUAAAUUUGGUCAAAUUCUCUGCAAAUUUCAGAAACCCAACUCAUUUUUAGUCACUUCCAACAAUUAAACAGUUUUUAUGCCGAUUGUACUUAUUAUUGAACGCAAUGUGUUCAUUUUAUGGAUGUUUACUGAAUAUUUCCAAUCACUUUUUAUAUAUAAAAAAACAGUACAAUAAUAUCAACUAAUAUAACAAGCUAAUUUACUUGAUUAUUUUGAAAUUUUAACAGAUUUUGUUCAUUUUUAAAACAAGUAGAACGAAAUACAGUUAUCACAUAGUUGGUUUAAUCAGUUUUUUUUUUUUUUACUGCUUUGACAUCCUGUUUUAUGGGACUGUUGUACAUUGCUGACAAUGACUUCAAAACAAAAACAGUAAGUUACUAU